CGAUAACGAUAUUAAACUUGCUAACAAUUUUCCUUCUAGAAGAAAACAAAAGAAAUUUCUCUGAUUUAACAUUUGCCAAGUGCCACAAAAAAGAGCAUCGAUAAUAAGUCCGAGCAAUGUCGUGGCAAAGUGUCCCCCAAUAUCCACAAUAUCAAGAUCCAAAUCAGCAAUAUAACUAUGGUGGCUAUCCACCCCCGCAGGGAGGUGGUUAUCCUCCGCAGGGAGGUUAUCCUCCACAAGGAGGUUAUCCACCAUAUGGUCAGGGUGCAGCUCAACCGUAUCCCCAAGGACCCUACGGACAGCCUUAUGGCCAAGGACCUCCACCGGGGGGAUAUGCCCCACAACCGGGUUUCGUAAUGCCGCCCCCAUCAUCUGGCUAUGGAGCCUACGAUGAUCCGGAAAGUCAACCAAAGAAUUUCUCCUUUGACGAUCAGAGUAUUCGUCGUGGAUUUAUACGCAAAGUCUAUUUGAUAUUGAUGGGUCAACUAAUGGUGACUUUCGGUGCCGUUGCCCUGUUUGUCUUUCAUCAGGGGACACGCGAUUUCGCAGCUCGCAACUCCUGGCUAUUUUGGGUUGCUUUCGGUGUCAUGUUGGUCACAAUGCUGUGCAUGGCCUGUUGUGAGAGUGUUCGCCGCCAGACGCCAACCAAUUUCAUCUUUUUGGCCAUAUUUACUGCUGCUCAAUCGUUCCUGAUGGGCGUCUCAGCCAGUCGCUAUGCUCCUAAAGAAGUUCUCCUGGCUGUGGGAAUCACGGCCGCAGUUUGCUUAGCCCUCACACUCUUUGCCCUGCAAACGAAAUACGAUUUUACGAUGAUGGGUGGCAUAUUAAUUGCUUGUAUGGUUGUAUUCUUGAUCUUUGGCAUUGUGGCCAUCUUUAUCAAGGGUAAAAUUAUCACACUGGUCUAUGCAUCGAUUGGAGCUCUACUCUUCUCCGUUUAUCUGAUCUAUGACACUCAGCUAAUGAUGGGCGGUGAUCAUAAGUACUCGAUUAGUCCCGAGGAAUACAUUUUCGCUGCUUUGAAUCUCUAUUUGGAUAUUAUCAAUAUAUUCCUUUACAUUCUCACUAUAAUAGGAGCUUCGCGGGAUUAAAAUUUUGUCGGUAAUAGGCCCAUAAUAACACUUUCCUUAACAAAAUGUUGCACGAUCGAAAUUGGAUCGAAACUUUCUUUUUGUUGUUGUCGCAUAGCCUCACACACUCUGAAAUUUCUAAUGUUUAUCCUAUCCGUUUGUUUCCUUAUAUCUAAAGUAUUAUCUUUAAGUCGCAUAUAUGCCUAUAUGUUAUUGUUGAAAAAUCAAAAGAGAAAAAGAGAAACAGCAAAGAAAAUUUUUUUUACUCUUACAUACCUGAGAAUACCAAUUUGUGGAUGAAAACCAAAUAAUAAUAUACCAAUACAAUACAAUAACAAUAAUCAUGAUAUUGUGUAUGAUGAGUAAUUUAAAAUAUAUAUACAACACAUACUUAUAUA
Drosophila willistoni is the source of this 1465-nucleotide messenger RNA. RefSeq names its product protein lifeguard 1 (gene Nmda1). Lineage: Eukaryota; Metazoa; Arthropoda; Insecta; Diptera; Drosophilidae. The transcript is spliced from 4 exons. The record is from RefSeq and is a predicted model, not a curated record. Bases 117 to 1088 code for a protein of 323 amino acids. Gene Ontology annotation, cellular component: membrane.